This is a messenger RNA of Macroventuria anomochaeta, 1601 nucleotides long. Its product is annotated as DUF171-domain-containing protein. The transcript is spliced from 2 exons. The coding region runs from base 92 to 1363 and encodes 423 amino acids. Lineage: Eukaryota; Fungi; Ascomycota; Dothideomycetes; Pleosporales; Didymellaceae. The record is from RefSeq and is a predicted model, not a curated record.
GUGUCAAGCAUUAUCGCGUUACCAGCAGUGGCAUUGUUGUCGUCAUACAGCAGUCCAGUUGCCAAGUAGCCCCUCAAUAUUCGCAGCCAACAUGGUCGACAGCAAGAAGCGCAAGCAUGCCUCAGUAGUCAUACAUCAGACAAAUCAACAAGACAGUCCGAAUAAGAAGAGUAGGACUGAACCUCAGGAUGCGGAAGACAUUGACACAUCGCGCCCUACGGCGCUGUUCAAGCCUACUAAAGCCAGGAAUUGGACCGUCAGCAUUGCACUACCUGGAAGCUGGCUUCUCAAUGCGAAAAAGCCAGAUCACAAGACUAUGCAAGUAGGACGCAUUGCACGAGCUGCAGCAGUCUUCUGUGUGGAUGAGAUCGUUGUCUUUGAUGACAAUCCGUCUGGGCUGACACCCAACGUUGUAUCUGACCGAUAUACGCGCGGCAAGAAGUCAAAAUCGAAGCAAGAAAUUCUCGACAGUAUCCUGGAAGAAGACGAGCCCUGGCAAAAUCCAGACCAAUUCCUUUACCAUGUCCUUGCAUUUGCUGAGUGUCCACCUCAUUUAAGGUAUAGCCACGACGACCCGAGUCUAAGCAUUUUCCAAAAACACAAGAAUCUGGAGUGGACAGGGACAUUGCCCAGUAUGGACAUGCCCCAUCACUUAAGACCGCACGAGUGGUGUCAAUUCCGGGAAGGUGUUGUCGUUGGUCCAGCGGAUCCACCAUCAGCGCACAAUCCGAAGAGCAAGAAGAGCAAGAAAGAGGUGGACCAAUAUGUGUAUGUCAAGUGUGGACUGCCUUUCCCAGUAGUCGUGCCAGUACCACCAGGCGCGCCAAUUGAGCCCGCAAUGCGCACCACAGUACGAUUUGCGACACCAGAACCUCCCAAGAACUGGCCUCACCUCUCGCAAUCUGAGUGCGAAGGCCUCGAAGCCACAGCUUGCGCCUCUUCGUUACCGCGUGAAGAAGCAGGGUACUACUGGGGCUAUCAAGUGCGCAAGGCUUCGUCUCUCAGCACCGUCUUCUCUGAGUGCGAGUUCUCAGGCGGCUACGACUUCACCAUCGGCACAUCUGAACGAGGUGUCGAUGUACGCGACAUCAUUCCUUCAACAACGUCAAACCCUUCGGUGCGGGCGCCAAACAAGUUCAAUCACCUUUUACUUGUCUUUGGUGGAGUUGCUGGAAUAGAGCCUGCAGUGGCCAACGAUCCUGUGCUUGCAGAGAAGGGGCUUGGGAAAGGCAGUGCGCAUACGCUGUUUGACUCUUGGGUCAAUCUUGUUCCGGGGCAGGGGAGUCGGACGAUCAGAACAGAAGAGGCUGUGGAGUUUGGCUUAUGCGCGCUGAAGCCGUACGUGGACUCGAUGUACGCUUAAUAGCCUGGCGAUAACGUCAACCAAGUGUGGUAGCCGGCCAAAGAGCGAGACAUGUCUGACACUCAGGCGUUUGACAUGCUUAAUAUGGCGGCUGUUAUACACAGUUUUGUCCCGGGGAUGGACUGGAGGAUUUCGAAGACUGGGGUCCCUCAAUGCUGUGACUGUCUGCCUGAUAACGCGCGCUAAGAACCGCGACUGCCACCUUACGAGAAUGGCUGGGAGCAACCCUUCGAUCACC